Oxyura jamaicensis (ruddy duck) is the source of this 2098-nucleotide messenger RNA. RefSeq names its product phosphatidylinositol glycan anchor biosynthesis class S (gene PIGS). Gene Ontology annotation, cellular component: GPI-anchor transamidase complex. The transcript has 12 exons. Gene Ontology annotation, biological process: attachment of GPI anchor to protein. The record is from RefSeq and is a predicted model, not a curated record. NCBI's taxonomy places the organism in Eukaryota, Metazoa, Chordata, Aves, Anseriformes, Anatidae. Bases 31 to 1743 code for a protein of 570 amino acids.
UGGUCGUCCUGAGGGCCGCGAGCUCUUUGAAUGGCUGGGCCGAAGCGAAGCCCCGCCCCCCGGUUGUACCGGGACGAGAAGAUGGCGGCGGCCGCAGCGGCGGCGGCGGACGAAGCAGAGCGCUCCCGGGGCCGCCGGGCCGCGCUGUGCUUCGCCGCCAUCGCCGUGCUGCUGGGGCUGCCGCUCUGGUGGAGGACGACCGAGACGUACCGGGCCGCGCUGCCCUACGCGGGGAUCGCAGCCCUGGGGCGGCUGCCGUUCCAGCUCUCCGUCCCCAUCUCCGUGGUCUUCGCCCCGGGCUCGGUGCCCACGGACCUGCCGAGGCAGCUGCCGUACCGGGACGUGCGGGAGGAGCCGGUUCCCGUCGGCUCAAGAACCGAUGUGGCGGCCCGCUACGAGGAGGUGUACCGCAGCACCACGGCGCGGGAGGCGGCGGCGCUGGGUGCAGCUACCGCAAGAGAGGCCGAUGCUGCUCUGCACGCGCUGCAGGACGCCUCGCCGGGCUCUCUGACCGUGUACGUGGUCCCUGAAAGCUCCUCUCUGCUGCCUCAGGGCACCAACGUCUACGUGGGGAAGCACCGCAGCGCCCUGGUGAGGGCCGGGCAGGGUCUGGCCACCCUCCGUGCCCGCCUGCAGCAGCUCACGCAGGUCAUGUCCUUCACGGCCAGCUCCAUCGCUGCCGCCCUCGCGGACCGCGUCCCCGACGGCCAGCUCGGCCCCGACGCCCGGCGGCACUUGAAAUCCAGCCUGGGGUACGAGAUCACCUUCAGCCUGCUGAACCCUGACCCCAAGUCCCACGACGUGGACUGGGACAUCGAGGGUGCCGUCAACCGCUACGUGCAGCCCGUCCUGGACAAGCUGAGCGUGGUGGCCAACUUCUCAGUUGACUCGCAGAUCCUGUACUACGCCGUCCUCGGGGUGACGCCACGCUUUGACAAGGAGUCCUCCAGUUUCCUCCUGAGUGCUCACAGCCUCCCGCACGUCAUCAACCCCGUGGAGGCCCGGCUGGGCUCCAGCGCUGCCUCGCUCUACCCGGUGUUGAACUUCUUGCUGUACGUGCCGGAGCGCUCCCACUCCCCGCUCUACAUCCAGGACAAGGACGGAGCCCCAGUGGCCACCAAUGCCUUCCACAGUCCCCGCUGGGGUGGCAUCAUGAUUUACAACAUUGAAGCCCCUGCUUCCCCCCAAGCCUCCCUCCCGCUGCACGUGGACGUGGACAUGGUGCGAGUGAUGGAGGUUUUCCUGGCCCAGCUCCGGUUACUGUUUGGGAUAUCUCGGGAGGAGCUGCCCCCCGAGUUCCAGGUAGAGAGCCCAGGAAACGAGGGGCUGGCCGACUGGGAGCUGGACCGCCUGCUUUGGGCCCACAUGGUGGAGAACAUCGCCACCGUAGCCACCACCUUGACCUCGCUGGCCCAGCUGCUGGAUCAGAUCAGUAACAUCGUUAUCAAAGACGACGUCGCCUCUGAGGUAUACCGCGCGGUGGCCUCGGUGCAGGACGCCAUGGCAGAGCUGGCUGAGGGCCGCCUGCGCUCCGCUUUCCAGGCCAGCAAGGAAGCCGUCACCUCCUCGGAGCGGGCCUUCUUUGACCCAUCCCUCCUCCAUCUCCUCUACUUCCCCGACGACCAGAAGUUUGCCAUCUACAUCCCGCUCUUCUUACCCAUGGCCGUUCCCAUCCUCCUCUCCCUGGCCAAGAUACUGCGGGAGGCCAGGCAGCGCAGGAAGGAGCCCACCAAAAUGGACUGAGCCCGACCCCGCGGUGCCCUGCCUCGGGGCUGGGGCUGUCCCUACCUCGUGGAGCGCGCUGGUGUCGCCCCGUGGUGCGCGCAGGCGCUCAGGACUGCGUCAGAGCUGGGCCUUGGACCAGCAGGAGGGUUGGCCCAGAUGCAGGAGUGGGAAGAAUGAUGGCUUUUGGGGUGGGAGAUGCUCUGGGUCAGGGUCCUGUGCCCUCCUCUCGAAGAUGCUGCUUGUACCCCUCUUCCUGGGGGUGGGGGGGGGAGAGAGGGGGCUCCCUGCAUGCACCCCCUGGUCCUGCGCUGUGUUCAGAACGAGCUGAUGUACAAAUAAAGAACCCCCCUGGCAUGCAGGGGGCUGGCGUGGG